UCCGCGAACGACAACUUCCUAAUCCAGAAGAGAUCGACAUUACAUGCGUCUGAAUAGGCCAGACUUCGAGGCCGAUGCACAAUGUCUCGUGCUGGAUAUCAGCGAGAGUACCACAUUGCCGUGCUCGGCUCCGGCGGUGUUGGGAAGAGCUGCCUGACUAUGCAAUUCGUGCAAGGUAUCUUUGUGGAGCGGUAUGAUCCUACCAUCGAAGACUCGUACCGAAAGCACAUCGACGUGGACGGUAGGCAUGUGGUCCUCGAAAUCAUGGAUACGGCAGGCACAGAGCAAUUUACGGCCAUGAGGGACAUGUACAUGAGAAUCAGCCAGGGCUUUCUUCUGGUAUUCAGCAUUACCUCCGCUUCGUCUUUGCGGGAAUUAGUCGAACUCCGCGAUCAAAUCGUCCGAACGAAAGGCGACCCGAACUUCCCCAUCGUUCUUGUCGGGAACAAGAGCGACCUCGAAGAAGACCGCGCAGUAUCACGAGCAAAAGCGUUCCAGCUAUCCCAAAGCUGGGGUAACAUACCUUAUUACGAAACGAGUGCACGACGAGCGACGAAUAUCAGCGAAGUGUUCAUAGAUGUGUGCAGGCAAAUCAUACGGAAAGACCUUUCAAGAGCGCGGCCGGAGGAUCGUGAUCGACACCAUAGACGAAGGAAAAACAAGAGUAGCAGAAGAGAUGAUCACGACAGAGGAGGCUCACGGUGCACGAUACUAUGAUCUGGAAGACGAGCAUCAAUCAGGAUUGAUGUCUUCGAAAUUUGCAUGUGACAAUAAAUCUCAUGGCGGCUUUUGUGACUCCUUUUGGUGAAAAUCUUUGCAUAAGGGACAAGUUCCAGGUUGCUUGCGUUGCAGUAGCAUCGCUUAAGCUUACAGCCCUACAGUUGGGGAACUUUUCGAGUCAGCGUUCAGCAUUAGCGAAGACCCCGAAGAUACGGCACUUGUAGUCUCUAAAUCUCCAUG
Molecule: messenger RNA, 960 nt
Organism: Pseudocercospora fijiensis CIRAD86
Lineage: Eukaryota; Fungi; Ascomycota; Dothideomycetes; Mycosphaerellales; Mycosphaerellaceae
Exons: 5
Coding region: 82-717 (211 amino acids)
Biological process (GO): signal transduction
Cellular component (GO): plasma membrane
Molecular function (GO): GDP binding; GTP binding; GTPase activity
Source: RefSeq, a predicted model, not a curated record